AGGAGCGUUUUCAGAGGUGGUGCUGGCCCAGGAGAAGCUGAACGGCCGGAUGUUUGCGGUGAAGUGCAUCCCGAAAAAGGCCCUGAAGGGGAAGGAGAGCAGCAUCGAGAACGAGAUCGCCGUGCUGAGGAAGAUCAAGCAUGAAAACAUUGUGGCGCUUGAGGACAUCUAUGAGAGUCCGGACCACCUCUACCUGAUAAUGCAGCUGGUGUCCGGUGGUGAGCUGUUUGACCGAAUUGUUGAAAAAGGUUUCUACACAGAGAAGGAUGCGAGCACGCUGAUCCGGCAAGUCCUGGACGCUGUGAACUACCUGCACAGGAUGGGGAUUGUACACAGAGACCUGAAGCCAGAGAAUCUGCUGUAUUUCAACCCACAAGACGAGUCAAAGAUAAUGAUCAGCGACUUCGGUCUUUCCAAGAUGGAGGGCAGUGGUGAUGUCAUGUCCACUGCCUGUGGCACGCCAGGAUAUGUGGCUCCAGAGGUUCUUGCCCAGAAGCCGUACAGUAAGGCAGUGGACUGCUGGUCCAUCGGAGUCAUCGCCUACAUCCUGCUGUGUGGUUACCCGCCGUUCUACGACGAGAACGACUCCAAACUCUUUGAACAGAUCCUGAAAGCCGACUACGAGUUUGACGCGCCGUACUGGGACGACAUAUCGGACUCAGCCAAGGACUUCAUCGGCAGCCUGAUGGAAAAAGAUCCAGCCAAGCGUUUCACCUGCGACCUGGCUCUCAGACACCCCUGGAUCUCCGGGGAUACAGCACUCUGCAAGAACAUCCAUGAGUCAGUCAGUCGUCAGAUCAAGAAGAACUUUGCCAAGAGCAAAUGGAGGCAAGCAUUCAAUGCCACCGCCGUGGUCCGGCACAUGAGGCGGCUGCAGCUUGGCAGCAGCAUGGGGAGCAGCAUGGACCAGUCCAACCCGCCGACCAGGACGAGCCAGGCCCAGAAACCCGCCCCGAGCCAGAGCCCGGCGGGCCAGAUCCAGCCUGCUCAGAGCCAAAGCAGCGGCCAGGCGGCACAAGGCCCGGGCACCAACGUGGCCGCCAACAAAACCUCUGCCAUUGACAACGACAUAGCAGCUCCUCGCAAAGAAUGUGUAACUGCACCAGCCACACCCUGCAGUCUGGCAUCUGCAGCGUCUUCUCCCGCCGCCGCCGGCGCCGAGCUGAACCGGCCACAUCCCUCAGCAGGUCCGGCCCCGGUGCUCACAGAGACCAAGUGACGCCAGGUCCCGCGGGGGACCAGCUGGGAGGCCACAGCGCUGUGAGGCAGAAAGAGAGGGAAAGAGCCGGAGGACGACAGGAGAAGAAGAGGCUCCUCCUCUUUCUUCUUCUUCCUCUUACCUCCCUCUCCUCACUGCGUUCCUGUUCGGAUGUGCCGCCCCAACCAGUUCCUCGCCCUGCUCCAGGGAGAGCAGAGGACAUUACCUCCGCCCAAACGUUUCAGGCCAUGCAGGGCCACGCUGUACACCCUCCUCCCACCGAGAGGGCGCCGCUUAGAAUGCCACGACACGGCCACAGAGGAUGUUCGAAUGCCUGGCUGUGUUGGGAUGCAGGCGAGACGUGGGUGUCGACUUCAGCCUGUUCGAGAAGAAGUUGAUGGUUCCCAGUUGGGCCGGGGGUGAAAUAUUAUUUAAUGUCAGUAAACAUCAACUUCCCUCCUUAAUCUGGUCUGUCCUGCGCCACUGUAUUUAGCUUUUUCCUAACUAGGUUUGACUGUUGGCAACUGGAUUGAUUUCUUUUUUAUUAUUCUCAAUGUUCAUUUUUGAAGGUGGUAUGUGUAACUUUAAAAAAAAGGGUUAUCAUCGUCACAGAAGAAAUGCUAUUUUGGUACAAUCACUGUCAAAAAAAACAACACUAUGGCCAAGAGGGUUAGUGUUCUCUGAUUAUCAUGUGUACUAGCAUUGAAUCAAGACUCCAAUCUCCAUGACCCCUUCAUUUCUCCACCGCUUAACCACUGAAGUUAUGGCUCUUUUUUUGCUCUAGAAGAACAGCGCCACCUUCCUGUGAAGUGCCAUAAAACAAUCAAGCAGAAUCCCUCCAAAUCCAAUCUGUUGA
Molecule: messenger RNA, 2054 nt
Organism: Labrus bergylta (ballan wrasse)
Lineage: Eukaryota; Metazoa; Chordata; Actinopteri; Labriformes; Labridae
Source: RefSeq, a predicted model, not a curated record